Messenger RNA from Papilio machaon (common yellow swallowtail), 3353 nucleotides. RefSeq lists its product as uncharacterized. The transcript is spliced from 18 exons. Gene Ontology annotation, molecular function: protein binding. The coding region runs from base 1 to 3330 and encodes 1109 amino acids. The record is from RefSeq and is a predicted model, not a curated record. Lineage: Eukaryota; Metazoa; Arthropoda; Insecta; Lepidoptera; Papilionidae.
AUGGAAGACGAUAGUGUGCAAAAAGAUGAAAACUGUGAAAAUUCCAUUAACAUAAAGGAUGAUAAAUCUUCCGAAAAUUUUCAGAAGUUUAUAUACGAACUAUUUGAGAAAAAUGGUGUACUCAGUGAUCUUAGAGCGUACUUACGUGGACACAUUGUUAAUGUCUUAAAAAACGUUAAUACAGAUGAUACUCCAAUGUGUCAGAAACAUUUUGCUCAGCGUCUUGAACUAACAUAUCAAGCAUUAAAUAUACUUGUUGCAGAAUAUCUUUUACGUUUGGACUUUACUUAUAGUUUAUCAGUGUUUGUAUCAGAGAUACCUUUGGCUAACAUGGUGUUUGAUUUGGCUAAUUCCCUUUUACAAACUAAAAUUGAUGAUGAUUAUAAAGAAUUGAGAUUUAAAGACAGCGAUGUUUGGUGUGUUUUAAAUUAUUUAGGUAUAAAAUGUGAUUCAGAGACUGCAUCUAAUAUAGUAUAUAUGUAUAGAGAAGAGGCAAAUUAUCCCCUUCUUCUUUGCAUUCUCAAAUGUUUACCAAUGUAUCAUAAGCCAGAGAGCUUUGAAUGUGUUAAUACAUCAGAAGCCAGUGUGUCAGGUAGUUCGAAAGUGUCAGUUGAUAGUUAUAUGAAAAGUGUGGGAAAGAAAACUAAUUCAUUGUCAAUAUGCAAGCACUAUGCCUUUUGUGACAACUGUAAACAAAGAAUGGCGAGGAUACAAAGGAAGUAUAAGCAUAAAAAAGAAACGUUAUAUAAGGACUCAAAGUCCAAUGAUAUGUUUAAAUCUGAAGGUUUAUUUAAGAAUAUCGACGUUAUGGAAAGAGAAAUUAUUGAAGAGAUGUUCAGUCAGUUGAGAACAGUAUAUGAGACAGAAGUGGAGAUGGUGCGUGAGGAAGAAGAGAGGAAGAUCAAGAGAUCUUUAGCCAAUCACGCUCUUCUACUGCAGAAGAAGUAUGAUGAGAUGGAAGAAACAUUUAAAGCACGGGAAGCGGAGUUGGAAUCAAAUGUACAAGAGAAGAAAAAGUUCCUAUGGGGUUUAGCGCGCGCGUUACGAGAUCAGCACUCCAAUAUGUCUGUAGCCAUGAACACUGUACAGAUGGAGACUGAACGACUGAACAACAAGGAGGAAAUUCUACAAAAUCAAAUAAAAGAAGCGGAACAUACAUUGAGAAAAAAAGGUGAAGAAAUGAGAAAUCAAAUAACAAACGAAAUGUUACAAUUAGAGUCUCGCUUAAACUCUAUGCGGAUAGAAAGAGAUGCGAUAGAAAGAGAGAGAAGUGAGUUGGAGAAGUUAAAAGAAAUAUGCGAUAGUAAUACUAAAAUCAGUUUAAACAAUAUAAAAGAAAGAGAAGAACUGAAUUCACAAUAUGAUUUGUUAAGAGAUGAAUUAUCAAGUUUGAAGGAACAUUUUUCUAACAAAUGUCUAGUGGAAACAGGGGUUAUGACUGAAAAAGAAUUUAAUACAGGAAUGAAUAAUGAACAAGAUAUAGAACGUUCUGUGAGAAGUGAAGACGCGAUACGGAGACCUAAUCAAUUAAUUAACGAUCUAAAGAAAUAUAAAAACGUUAAUUUCAAUCAGAGUAACUUAGAAGAAAUAUCAGAGCGCAGUCGUUCAUCUUUAUUGGAAAGUUCAGCUGAACGCGGCAGACAUCUUGAAUCUAUGUUACGAUAUGAGAACGAACGACUUAAAGCUUUCUCUGAACAGCAACGCGAGCAUAUCGACGAGCUUGCUCGCGAGCAAGUGCGGUUGCGCGCCGAGCUUGUAGCCGCAAGGCUCGGCUCGCCGCGUCCCCGCACUGCACCUCCUCUCAUACCUCCCACACAAGGUGUGAACCCGAGUGGUGUGCGGGGCGCGUGCGGGCUGCGGCGUGGCGCGGGCGAGGAACUGAGCGUGUUCGCACAGCCCCGUCCCCUGCUGCCCACUGAUCCCAUACCCUUCCUCGGUACUCUCCCCCACGCACGCGCCGACAGACACGCGGACACUCGACGGUACAUGAUAAAUCAAUGGCGGGGUCUACGGCGCCUGCCCCCCACCACCCCGCAGCCAGGCUCAUCUACUAAACACAAUACUGAAGAAACGACUAACAAGCGACAAAGUGAGUCGCAAGAAGCUGGUCCUUGUGCUAACUUUUUAACUGAGGAUAUAGAGGACAGUAAUCAACAACCGCCAAAAAUAGUGAUAGAAGGAAAAAAAAGAGAAAAGAGUCCGAAAUCAGUUUUACGUGAAGCGAAACAGAAGUUGAGGAACAAAGACAUUAAAAAACAAGAAGCAAACACAUCACGAGAAAAAAGUCCCAACUCGAUGCUUCGCGAAGCAAAACUUCGACUUCGGAAAUUGGAGAUAGAAGCAGAAGCGGUAGAGAAGUCAUACUUGGACUUUAAGAGGAAAAGAAACGAAUUGAGAAGAGAAGAUGACAAGUUCACAGAAGAGAGUGUCCCCAGUGUAGAGGAAAGUGCACACAACUUAUGUAAGUUAGAAAAAAUUAUAUAUUUUUUAUAUCAUAAGAAAGAAAUUAUGAAACCUCAUUUUGAAAAUAAAACAACAACAGCAAAUAAAAUCAAACCUAUUCCAAUCGCAUACAAAAUGACUGACAAUAUUGAAACGAUACAAAAUGUAGAUUAUAUAAACACACCUUUAAAUGAAUUUAGAAAACUUUAUCAUAAUGAAAAACCAAGACAUUUAGAAAAACCAGACACAAUAAUAGAAAUUAAUAAUUCAAAUAGUGAUCAAAAAUAUGGACUUUCUAAUGAUAAUAUACCUUGUAAAGAUGAAAUUGAUGAUAUACUAAAUAUAGAAAAUAAUAAAGAAGGAAUAGAAGAUAAAUCAUUAUUGAAAGUAGAAUUAGAUAAUUUGAUAGAAACAGCAAGCGUUAAAAUGGAUGAAGGCGAUUUAAUGGUUAUAAUUGAAACUUCAAUAGCAAGUGAACUAACAAUUUCUCAAGAUAACGACAGAAUUACACCAGUGAGUGUAUUAACACCUAAAGAUAUUGAAUUAUCUGAUAAUUCUAAAAAUAUAAAUUCAAAAUCAUCAAUUUCUAUUAAAAGUCAUUCAACAAAGUUACCAAUUAGUAAAGAGACGCCAGAAAAAGCAGCUCAUUUGACGAGAAAAGAUGUUUUAAAUGCUAUAUUCGAUAUAGAAACGAAAGAAUUAUCAAAUGCAGAUAUAUUUAUGGAUGAUUCUAAAAAUGGAUUAGAUUCUAUUGAAGCAGAUAGCGAAGUAAAAGAUAACGGAGAUGAAUUCUUAGCAGACGUUGAUAAUUAUAACAGCAGAUCUGAUCUCGGGAAUUCCCCGAUAUCUCACGCUAAAACAUCCGAUGAUGAUAUAUUUUGGGAUUAAAUUAAUCAAAAAAUAAAGUAAAA